Messenger RNA from Dinoponera quadriceps, 2794 nucleotides. RefSeq lists its product as uncharacterized. NCBI's taxonomy places the organism in Eukaryota, Metazoa, Arthropoda, Insecta, Hymenoptera, Formicidae. The transcript is spliced from 3 exons. The coding region runs from base 209 to 2086 and encodes 625 amino acids. Gene Ontology annotation, cellular component: extracellular region. Gene Ontology annotation, molecular function: chitin binding. The record is from RefSeq and is a predicted model, not a curated record.
CAAGUAGUAAUUUGUAUUCCUAACAAGUUUCUCACGUUGGUAACGAAAAAGCGGGCAUACGCGUGUGCAUCUCGCAGCUUUCGGCUGUGCGCUAACAAGGUUUACUUGUGCUCGCAGAACUGCGCUGAAAUACGUUAAUGACGUGGUGGAAAAAAAAAAAAAGAGAGACAGCGAAAUAUAUAGAGGAUAGGUUGCAGUGUUGUUAUCAAUGCAAAGCUGCGGAGCAUCGCCGACGGAGCCGAACGUGACUAGCGCUAUUUCGGAGGAUGACGGGGAGGAACUAUUGGCAAACAUGAACCUGACGUUAUUCAAGGAGAGAUUCCGAAGAUUGAUACCCUACAUGACUUUUUACGUCGCCAACAACUAUGUGAACGGGCAGGCCGCGCUGGCGCAAAAUUAUGCGAAGGAGCUCCCGGUCACCCUGUUCCGAAAAACUCCGCAGCAACAACAACAGCUGCAGCAGCAUUUGCAGCACUCUUUGCUACGGAUAGCCGGCAUCCCGAGGAGAGGCGGCGGUAACAAGUAUCGCGUCGUUCCUGCUAACCAGGACGCAAAGUUCAUCCCGUCCGUGCAAUUCGAUCCCAGGAACGUCGGCGGCGACAACGACUAUUUCUCGCCGGUCAAGUACAACGCCAAGAUCAACUACGCGGAAUAUUCGACGUCAGCUUAUCCGCAAGUCUAUCAGAUCCAAAAGACCUAUCCCGAGAUCACCACGCCCUCCAAUCUGAUCCUGCACAAGGAGAAUCGAUACUACGCGAGACCGCUGCGGCCGCCUGCGAGGGAGCAUUUGCUGAAGAAACCGGUAAUCGGCGGCUCGCAGGACGAAUACGAUCAGGAUUACACGGUGAGACCGGUUGCCGCCUUUAAUUACCCGAGCAAUGAAUUUGAAAGGGUGAGAUACAUCCCGUCGUCGGUGCAGCAACCGGUGAAGCAGCAGUAUGAGACGGCCGAGAGGAAGCCGUCGUUCAUCUCGCCGGUUUACCGAAAGCCGAGCGUCAAUCUGAACAACCUAAUCGAAAGCUUCCAAUUGUCCGAACGACUGCCGGAGAGGCUGGACAAAGACAACAUUGACAAUAGCAUAAAGGCGCUCGUGGAGAUCCUCAGUAUCCUGCACAAUUCGCGAAAGGAGGACUUCCCGCAGCCACAAGGGCCGUCGUCGUCACCGUUGCCGCCCCGAUUGAACGGCUACGACAAUUACAAGCCCAAGACGUAUACGCGGCCGAAAGUGAUCACGGAGACGAAGUUCCAGGUGACGCCGAAUCCUCUGUAUUUCACCGAGGACCCCGAGCAAUACAAGGCGACGGACUACGUGGACGACGCGCCGAUCAAGACGCCGGUACAGCCUGAUUACAAUCACGUGAAGGACGAGAAGGUGGAAUACUACGUGCCCUACGUUCAGGAUAUCUCCAACGACGCGAAGCAUAGGUUCAGGCCGACCGUGAGACCCGAUGAAUCCACCGAUCACUCCUACGAGAUCACGGAAGACCUCAGCGACGACGUCCUGCAGGACGAACGGUACACCGUGCCGAUUUCCACCGAGGUACCUCCGAAGAAGGACUACGUGGCGCCGAAUGAAAUUACAUCGGGAACGAAGAUGCCGAAAACGUCGGCAAAGUACGGCGCGACGCGCGGAAAACCGAACGUGGACUACCCGGCGUACGCGACCAUACCGGAAACUUCCUUCAGUUGCAAGGAACAAAGGUACAAAGGAUUCUUCGGCGAUCCGGCCACCGGAUGUCAAGUAUGGCAUUAUUGCGACCUAAACGGCGGCAAGUCAUCAUUCUUAUGUCCGAACGGUACGAUAUUCAGUCAGGUGGCGUUGACCUGCGACUGGUGGUUCAACGUGAAAUGCGAGACGACCACUCAACUAUAUGUGCUGAACGAACGACUGUAUAAGUACAUUCUACCAAUUAUGCCGAAGUUCCCGGAGGAUUUCACCGGCCCGGAAGUAGAUCGAUAUUUGGAACUCAAGUUCAAAGAGAUGGAGGCAAAAAUGAAGGAGAAGAAGCUGAAGAAGCAGCAAGAAGAGAAGAAUAAACACAAGGGAAAGCCGCAAACGACGGACGACGACGACGACGACGAGUAGACGCAUAUAGCGUUAUGUGUUAAAUAACUUAGUUUUUACAUAUGACACACUGUAUGUGUCUCGUUGCCAUUAUGAUAAAUGAACAGCAAAAACCCAUCGUGGGUUGCGAAGCUGCUUCGCAAUCCCGAAAAAGUGCAAUAUGUGUAUGAUAGAGUUAUAUGUGAUUUAAUGAUAGAGAGGAUCGCGUGUAAAAAGUAAGUUAGAUUAUCGCGAUCGCUAUGUACGGGUAUGAAAUGGCUGAUGAUAUAUUAGGUAUUUCUUGUACUCCCUCUAGUCAUAUGCGUAUUGUGUACUAUUUAUAACCGAAAGUGCUCGCCCGUUUGGCGAAGCGCUAUCUCUUUCGAUCUACGCCUGACGAAUCGCCUAGUACUGUGUAUUAUCGCAGUUGUGCGCAACGUCGAGUCGCAUAACUUUCGUAUCUCAACGGAAAAUGACGUAAAUAGUAAUAGUGGAAGUACGCGCGAUGCGCGCCGAGAGUAUAAUCAAUAUCUUCACCGCGUAUACUAUAUCGUCCGUAAAAAAUGUCGAAUAGGUUUCGCCAUUUGUUCAUAAGUAUAUCAAUACAUAUAUAUCAUAUUAUAUAGUAUAUGUAACCACAUAUUUUCUCUGUGGCGAUCGAUACGGAAAAUAUAUCGCGAUGUUAUAUUUAGUAAACGUUUCAACCUAAAGUAUGCAUUUCCUUGAUAUAUCUGCGAGUAUAUGACUCGA